AUGGAAAACACUUCCUACUCUGGCCCCUUGAGCUCGCCGCCACCAAAGGCAUUCAAAGUGCCCGAGUCACUCGUUACCUGGGAUGCUCGCGCACCUCUCCUCAUGGGUGCGCAAACGGUCGUGGCGGCUACCUUGAUCUGUUCGACACCAAAAUCUUCCCUUCUCCGACCUGCCUGCCUCCCAAUCCUCAUCGGUCUCAUGUAUCUUGCUUGGCAAGUCGCCCCAGCAUUUACAGGCCAAGGUGUUCUCUAUUCGUUUUGGUGGGUAGGGCCGUAUGCCAACAUCUUUCAUUGCAUGAACAACCUUUACCUGCACCCUCUGGAUGAUAACGACAUCCGCCAUGAAAUGAAGAUCAGCAACGUCCCUCCGUUCCCAGGGGGCGUCGUACCGCCUAGAGCGAGAUUUCUGCUGCAUCAAUGCAUUCUCAUCGCGCUUCAAUACCUCAUUAUGGAUCUGUUGGCAAGCUCGCCACCACCGCCUGAUGUGGUGGACGGUUGGGCACGGGGCAAGGAGUGGCUAUGGAUUAGCGCUCUAAACCCGCACCCAGUGACAUUCGAUGACCUGAAAAAUCGAUUCAUUGAAUGUACCAUGAAUUGGUACAUCGUCGGACGUGUCAUGAAUGACAUAUGGUACCGCAUUUUUGCCGUGAUUUUCGUUGGCCUGGGUCUCUCAGAGCCUAAGCAGUGGCCACCACUUUAUGGAGACUACAAGGACACUUACACACUGCGUGGGUAUUUCGGCAAGUUCUGGCAUCAAACGCUCCGCUGGCCCUUCCAAGGUGUAUCCUCAUACGUGACUCGGCAAAUUUUGGGGCUACGUCGAGGUGCUGUGGAACGCUAUGCCAACAUCUUCAUCGUCUUCUUUCUUUCCGGGACUCUUCACUCCAUUCUCGAUGUUGCAUUCGGCGGGCAUUGGCGGCCGGUCGGCGGCCUUCUCUGCUUCCCAGUGCUCCCACUCGGCAUCAUGUUCGAGGACGCAGUUCAGUGGCUGUGGUAUGGUCUGAUUGUGGAGAACGCCGAAGCGAAGCGAGCGAGCUGGUUCGGAAGGAUCAUUGGCCAUGUGUGGGUCGUUUUGUUUUUGGCGAUCGUUACACCCAUCUUCAAUUAUCCACUGCAGCGAAUCGACGGCAACCCGACCUACUUGGUGCCGUGGAGUAUAAUACACACGCUUGUUUGA
Molecule: messenger RNA, 1176 nt
Organism: Endocarpon pusillum Z07020
Lineage: Eukaryota; Fungi; Ascomycota; Eurotiomycetes; Verrucariales; Verrucariaceae
Exons: 3
Coding region: 1-1176 (391 amino acids)
Source: RefSeq, a predicted model, not a curated record